Messenger RNA from Penicillium crustosum, 534 nucleotides. RefSeq names its product nucleoside deaminase. The coding region runs from base 1 to 534 and encodes 177 amino acids. Gene Ontology annotation, biological process: purine nucleoside catabolic process. The transcript has a single exon. The record is from RefSeq and is a predicted model, not a curated record. NCBI's taxonomy places the organism in Eukaryota, Fungi, Ascomycota, Eurotiomycetes, Eurotiales, Aspergillaceae. Gene Ontology annotation, molecular function: guanosine deaminase activity.
AUGACGGUUGAAGACAGCCCCAACAAUGCUGCCGCUUCACCCUUUACGGCACAGCAACUUGCCUCUGGUGCAUCCAAAUGCCUCGAUCUCCAAAAGUCUGGGCGAACUAUUCACUCUAAGCGACCGUUCGCAGCUCUUCUGUUGAGUCCUGAUAAUGAGACGGUGUUGAUGACGUCGCUCUCGCUCUCUCAUGUUCGACAUGCCGAAUGCGAAUUGGCACGUAAUGCUGCGGAUAACUACGACUGGAGCUACCUGGCAGAAUGUACGAUGAUAUCAACGUGGGAGCCAUGUGCUAUGUGUGCCGGCUCCAUCUACUGGGCUCAUAUUGGACGGGUUAUCUAUCUGGCAUCGGAGAAAGCAUUGUUAGAGCUCACAGGGCCCGGAAAUGCUGAGAACCUGACUCUCGAUAUGCCAUGCAGAACAGUCUUUGAAGCAGGCCAAACGCCCGUGGAGGUGAUAGGGCCUUUAACGACUGAUGGAUGGGAGAAGAAGGUAGUGAAAGAUGCUGCACUAUAUUGGUCCAAGAGUUCUUAG